CAAAAACACACAAAAUGAAAAUACGAAAAAAUUUCCUACCCAAACGUAUUGUCGAUUGGCUGUGCUUUCUUUUGAUUGGUGUCUUUUUACCGAUCGUUUUUAUUUUCGAAAUAAUUGUGGUGCUGCCGGCAUUUCAUGAACCUGGAAGUUUCUGGCAUACAUUUACAUUUGUGAUGGCCUGUUUUUUGAUAUUCAAUAUUACGGGGAAUUUCAUGGCCUGUCUAAUGAUCGAUACCAGUGUGGAUUUCGAAACCAUCCGCCCACCACCAAAUGCCGAAGAACUUGGUUGGUGGUUUUGUAAAAAAUGUGAUCGUACCGCACCACCACGCAGCUGGCAUUGUAAAGUGUGUAAAUGUUGCAUACUAAAGAGGGAUCAUCAUUGUCUCUUCGUUGGCUAUUGUAUUGGACAUCGCAAUCAUCGAUAUUUCAUGAUGUUCGUCGUUUUCCUCUUCAUUGGAGCCACAUAUGCUUUUGUCUAUAAUUCCCUUUAUCUGUGGGUGGUUAAGGCUCGCAUUUAUCGUAACUUGCUAUCAUUCCUGAAAAUGACCUGCCCAAUGUUGAUGGUUGUCAGUGGACCUCUAUGGCAAAAUAUGUUCCUUAUCUUUUAUAAUUUAAAUAUACUGGCAUUUGUUUAUAGUGUGGUACUGAUGUGGUAUCAUGGUUCCGGUCUCUUUGAGGGUGGUGUUUGCUAUGAGAAGAGUAAAAAGUUUCCAUAUGGUAAAGCAAAUUGGCGCGACAAUCUUCGUACGGUAUUUGGUAAACAAAUGCAUUUGGUAUGGCUGUCGCCAUUGUUGAAAAGUGAAUUGCCGGAGAACGGCAUCGAUUGGCAUCUGACGGACAAAAGUGUUAAAAAGCCUGUUAAAUUAUUGUGUAAACAAGAUAUUAAAGAGAAGUAA
Musca vetustissima is the source of this 896-nucleotide messenger RNA. RefSeq names its product probable palmitoyltransferase ZDHHC24. The record is from RefSeq and is a predicted model, not a curated record. Gene Ontology annotation, molecular function: palmitoyltransferase activity. The transcript has 2 exons. The coding region runs from base 15 to 896 and encodes 293 amino acids. Lineage: Eukaryota; Metazoa; Arthropoda; Insecta; Diptera; Muscidae.